Messenger RNA from Electrophorus electricus (electric eel), 2109 nucleotides. RefSeq names its product solute carrier family 25 member 6. Gene Ontology annotation, biological process: mitochondrial ADP transmembrane transport; negative regulation of mitochondrial outer membrane permeabilization involved in apoptotic signaling pathway; mitochondrial ATP transmembrane transport. Gene Ontology annotation, molecular function: ATP:ADP antiporter activity. Gene Ontology annotation, cellular component: mitochondrial inner membrane. Lineage: Eukaryota; Metazoa; Chordata; Actinopteri; Gymnotiformes; Gymnotidae. The record is from RefSeq and is a predicted model, not a curated record.
CACCGGAGCGUGCGCGCAACAUCUGCAACCAAGUAACGCAUCACCUUCCCCUUGCCACCUGUUUAAACCUGCUUUUCGGGCGCUUUUAGCAGGCCUUUAGAUCGGGUGCCAUGGCCGAUGCCGCGAUAUCUUUUGCAAAAGACUUUUUAGCCGGUGGAGUUGCAGCUGCCAUUUCUAAAACCGCCGUUGCGCCAAUCGAAAGAGUGAAACUGCUGCUGCAGGUCCAGCAUGCUAGCAAGCAAAUCAGUGCGGACAAACACUACAAAGGAAUUAUCGACUGUGUUGUGAGGAUCCCGAAAGAGCAAGGCUUCGCCUCCUUCUGGCGUGGCAACCUGGCCAACGUCAUUCGCUAUUUCCCCACGCAGGCUCUCAACUUCGCCUUUAAGGACAAGUACAAGAAGAUAUUCUUGGGCGAUAUAGACAAACAUACACAAUUUUGGCGUUACUUUGCUGGGAACUUGGCAUCAGGGGGCGCUGCAGGAGCCACUUCCCUGUGUUUUGUGUAUCCCCUCGACUUCGCACGUACUCGCCUGGCUGCUGAUGUCGGCAAAGCUUCCUCAUCCCGGGAGUUUACGGGACUCGGGGACUGCCUGACCAAGAUCUUCAGGUCUGACGGAGUGCGUGGGCUGUAUCAGGGCUUCAACGUGUCUGUGCAGGGCAUCAUCAUCUACAGAGCGGCCUACUUUGGGAUCUACGACACAGCCAAAGGCAUGCUUCCUGACCCUAAGAACACCCACAUCGUAGUCAGCUGGAUGAUUGCACAGUCAGUCACGGCAGUGGCUGGCGUGGUCUCUUACCCCUUCGACACGGUGAGGCGUCGCAUGAUGAUGCAGUCUGGACGCAAAGGAGCGGAUAUUAUGUACACUGGGACCCUGGACUGCUGGAAGAAGAUAGCACGUGAUGAAGGUGGCAAAGCGUUCUUCAAAGGGGCUUGGUCUAAUGUUCUCAGAGGCAUGGGAGGUGCAUUUGUGCUUGUGCUGUAUGACGAAUUCAAGAAAUUUGUUUAAUUGCACAAAUCAACUUUAAUUGCACAAACCAACAAUAAAAGAAUUGUAGAAUAGAUGUUAUUGCUGAGGUUUGUCAAGCUUUACCCAAAUUCUGUUCAAUGUAUAGAUGAGCUCUUGGUUAUCUAAAAGUAUAGAUAUUACCAUGGAUACCUAUAUAAUUUACCCUAGGUAGUAUUCUCCCAUCUACAGUAAAACAGGUGGGGAUGUUUUGGUCUUCUUGUGUGCAUACACAACACAUCAUAACACAAAGCAAAUCUAUGAUCAUGUAAUACAUUUGGACAGUGUUUGCCCAUGUUUCUGGCUCUGAUGUAGUAGCUGACAUAUACCAAUUGUGUCUAUCAAUCAGUAAAGUAAAGUCAUAAUAUAAGGGAACUCAAAACAAGUGGGGGCGGGAAAUCCAUUUUAUGCAAUAGCAUUAUGCCUCCUGAAGAUGGCGCAAUUUAACUUCUUUUUGUUUAGCGUGCGUAGUACGACGCCAUAUUCCAGGUCGUAUUUUCUUCCUCUACAAUUUAAGCAAGGUCUCUCAUAAAGAGUUUAUAAUGUAUCAUUUUCAAAACAAAAAUGUGGAGUGGAGUGGACCUCCAGUGCAGCAGAACGAAAUACAGGUGGUGUUUUUGCUUCUCUGCAUUCUGAAGUUGGAUGUACUUGCUCUUUGAGGGCUAGUGUGUUAUUGAAUAAGAAAUGUGUUCAGUAUGAUGCUUUAAUUCCCAUCGAUUUCUGUGUGUUGGAGGAGAGAUUAGACACAGUGAACAACUCCAGCACUGAGACCUCAGAUCCAGAGAAAUGACCUUCACACUCAGAGACUGUAGCCCCACUUUUCAUUAUCCUCUUGUGGAGCGCCAGUGACGUAUUUUCCUUCUCAAGUAAUGAGCGGAGUCAUAUUUUCAUGGUGAUUUUCUUGUCACUUUGACUCCUUAGUUAUGUCCGGUUGAUCCUGAUGAAGUAGACCACUUUAGCAGGGAGUAUGAGGCCAUUGCAGUGAAGUCCGACAAGCGUGUGAAAUGUACAGUAUUCAGAUGGCAUGCAACAUAUUUGCAGAGAUGUGGUUAUUCUUGACUGAACAGGAGAAAUGCGUGUAAACUUAAUAAAAGUGAAUACCUCA